AUGCCGAUCAGCUCCACACGGGACGAUGCGCCUGGCUCGGUCAGUCACGGCUACUCAUGGGUCCCACCUGGAUUGACACGUAAGAAGUACCGACUGUUGCCCAUUGUGAAGGUUCUGUUCCUCAGCGACGCCAUGCUUGGUGACUCUGUUAUGAUCGGUUUUCUUUCCGAAGUUGCAAGAAUAUUUGCUAAUUCUAUGCAAACUCAGUGGAUUGUAGACGUAGAAGAAUACAUGGCACAGUUACCGAAUCACAUCGUACCGCGAGUGAACUCGACUGGUGAGAAGUACCGCGAGAAGCAGCUACUUACUCAACUACCACGACAGGACCUAUCGGUUGCCUACUGCCGACAUUUAGGGAAUAACACUGAGCGAAAGGUCUAUGAGGAAUUUAUUAACGCUCGGAAUGAAAUCGCUCUCGACAUUGGCUAUGUAGCAGCUAACAUACCAAAAAGGAUGGAAUGCCACAAGUGCUCCGGAAUUUUAGAAAAAAACGAAAUGGCAGUGAUUGCGCCAAAGCUCGGCGAAUCGACCGGCUGGCACCCAGCUUGCUUCACAUGUGCCACCUGCGAACAGCUCUUAGUUGAUUUGACGUACUGUGUGAAAGACAACCAGAUCUACUGCGAACGACACUACGCGGAAUUGCACAAACCACGAUGCGCAGCAUGUGAUGAGGUACUGUAG
Molecule: messenger RNA, 681 nt
Organism: Angiostrongylus costaricensis
Lineage: Eukaryota; Metazoa; Nematoda; Chromadorea; Rhabditida; Metastrongylidae
Source: the annotation of a GenBank genome assembly